UGGACUAGAAUGAUGAUCAAUGUACUUCCAGUGAACAGAAAUGCAAAAUAUUUUUCCCCAUCAUUCUUUUUUUUAAAAAGGUAUUUUUUUGCAUCACUAUUCAGCUGAAAAAGGCUGCAGGAGCAGUUUACAGAUACAGUUGCAGACUAUAUUAGAUUACUGGAAUUGUUCUCAAAAUGUUUAAAUUGUUUUAUUGUUCAUGUGUUUGCUACAGUGGAUUCCCUUGAGAGGAAGGGUAGGAUAUACAUUUAACAAAUAAUAUAUAAGUAUUGUGCUUUUCCAUCUAUAACAUACCCCAGUGUAUAACAUGCCCCCUAUUUUGGGGGACUCAAAAUUAAGAAAAUGGGGGAGAGAGAUUCCCCAAAGUUGUUGAGGGUUUUUUUGGGGGGGGGGAAGAAUUGUUGAGCUUUUGAAAGGUGAAAAUGCGAAAAAAUCUGCUCACUCACCGCUCACGUCGCCAGACCAACCUAUCCUCUGUCCCAUCGCCGAAGAAAGCAGCAAAUCGACUGGCCAAUUGCCGCAGCAGCAGCCAAUAAUCAACAGCCCUUGCAACAGCCACCAAUAACAAUCUCCAGCUUGUGGCAGCAACCAAUCCCACUCCCCCACAAUGCCCUACCCAUGUAUAAGACGACUCCUAAUUUUGAACAUUUUGGAAUAUAGUCUUAUACACAGAAAAGUAUGGUAAUAUGAGAAUCCCAGCCUUAGGCUUACAACCUAUUGGUCGUCAGGUGUUUGGGAAUUGCUGUACAAUGGAUUUUGACAGGUGUCAUUUACCUGAUGACACUAUGGCAUCAGAUGAUCAACAGGAGAUAAGGACCUGACCUGUUGGGCUAAAAAUGUUCCCUGAGCUAAAAAGGAAAUGUGAUCGGGAGGGAGAAAGAAGAAAGCGGAUUCAGGCACCAGUUCUUAGGUCACAUCCACCAUACAUCCUUGUUUAAAACAUCCUUUAACAGUCAUGGGUUCCCCAAAAGAAUCCUGGGAACUGUAGUUUGUUAAGGGUGCUGAGAGUUGUUAGCACCCCCUCACAGAGCUACAGUUCCCAGGAACUGUAACAAACUAUAGCUCCCAUCCUUAGAUGGAGCCAUGGUUGCCAAGGAGUUACAGUACUGUAAUAGAAUGGAAAGACUUCAAAGAGAGAAGGAGCCAAAAGCUGCUAGUCUUUCAGCUGAGUCGAUGGAGACGCCAUGCAGUCCCAUCUCUCACUCUAGAGGGUACAGGGUUAUUGGUGCGAUGCCCCCCAGAUUUUGUUGCCUACUCCUGCAAGAGGGAGGAGCCUGGUGAAUGUGGUGCUGGAGCACAGCCAAUGGAGAGGGCCUUUCUGAAAUAUUCCAGUCGGACAACCUUUAAGUUUUGUUUUGCUCCUUUUGGUAUUUUGAGCAUGGGAUCAGAAGGCAACAAAAAUAGCUGCGUAAAAACAUCUGUAUGUUUUGUUUGCAGCCUUGACCUUCAGUAUCUGUGGUUUUACUGAGCUCUCCAUAUUAACAAUGAGAAAUCCCUUAUAGGGCGAAGCCGCAACUCUUGCAUUCUAGAUAGUUGGAAGCUAACUUGAGUUGUUAGGUUGCCAGUAAUAACAGUUUCGCACGAGGGUACUUUUUUCGUACUCUCACUCUAACAAACAGAUCACACUGUUUGCCUUAUUUUAAAAUAACGCCAGCGACGGGCGAGAAUCACAUUGUUUGACAAUCCUGUAAAAGGAGGCAUUUUUUCGCGAACACUGCCUCUGACUUCGAUCUGAUUAAAUCAGUCUCCCUGCCUGCCUCUAUGUUCUCAGUGAUGUUUUAAAUUAAUUUAUUUACUUCCUCUUUGGAGUGCCUCUGCAGACAUUAUCAGACACAAUCUACCGCAUAAUGCAAGCUUCUGCAGUGUAGCAAGUCAGUCUUGAUAUUCUCGUGUUUCUUGGGGUAUAGAGGCUCUCUGGAAGAAGGCAGUGAAUAAAGACCAGAUUACUAGAGUUAUACAUUUAGCUCCUUAGAUUGUGAGCAAAAUAUGUAAAGCCCAGAGCCUGAAAGAUCAUGCCAAGAUUUCUGGUUGCAACAGUAGUGCGGUUGACGCUUCCACACCUUACUUCUAAAUAACAUGGCUUCCUCCAAAGAACCCUGAGAGCCCUCCUUAAUCAACAAUUCCCAGCGAAUUACAGUUCCCAGGAUUCUUUGGUGUGUGUGUGUGUGUGUGUGUGUGUGUGUGUGUGCAUUAAAUAUGCUUUAAAUGUACAGUGUGGAUUUAAUGUGUGUCUCUGAAACAUGACUGGCCCAGUGGUGUGCUGUGUUGCAUUGUGUUCCUGUAAUGAUCAUAGCAUUGCCUCCUGAUCCUGCAAGGCUCUGGUACAACUUGUUUGAGGAUUCAGAACAAAACAAAAGCAAACACCGUGGCCAUGUUUGCAUGCAACGCUAAACCAUGGUUUAGUGUUGCAGACUUGAGCAAGCAGGAGCCGCCACAAGUCCUGGGUUCACAUGCUCCCACUCCCCCCUGCUCUUCCUCCAGAGUUUUUGUUCAGCCAAGCUGACUGAUACCUCCAUAACUACAAAUCAGGUUAUUUUAUUGCUGAAACUAAACUCUUCCAGGGUCCUCCUUUUGAAGUCCAAGGCUCCUUCCCGUUCAUGCACUUAGCAGCAAGUUAUGCUUUAGCUUUUUGUAUGACUGUGACCUUUGGCUACUGAUGAGGCACAAUAAGUUCAAUUUUAUCCCUGCAUUCCGCUUAGCCAAGCUGCCAUAUUCAUAAUUCUUAACAGGCAUCAAAUAGCUGUAAGCAUUGCUAUGAGAAAGCCGGGCUGAGCUGCUGCAAGAAAGGAAAACCACACUGAGAUAAAAGGAUCUCCUUUACCUCUUAACAUAUGCUAAUUUAAAAGGCAGAGCUAGCUAAUGGCAUUAAUAUAAAAACUCCCAGCAGGUGAGCACCUGAGGUUCCGGUACCAGGCAACAUUCAUUCUUCUGUCUUAGUUAUUUCAAGAGAUAUUUAUUUUUAAUGUUUGAUAUUUUAAUACGUUUUUAUAUGUGCUGGAAGCCACCCUGAGUGGCUGAGGAAACCCAGCCAGAUGGGCAGGAUAUGAAUUUAUUUAUUUAUUUAUUUCAAGUUAGAAGAGAGUUUAAUUUUUUCCCCCAAAAAUCAAAGGCUGUGCGUGGGGGAUUCCUGUACACAGCAGAGUACAUUAUCCUGAGAACGUUGAUGUACAAUUUUAUUUUAUAUGCCUAAAUAGGAAGCAAUAUCACUUCUAAGCCACUUAAUAUUAAAAUAAUAUCACUUUGUAAACCACUUAAUAUUAAAACAUCUCUAAGUGGUCUACAGCAAAAACUUAAAAUGUAUACUAAAAACCAUCGCCAUAAACCACCAGAAACAAAACGAUCAAGAAUCGCAACAAUACAGCAUCCUAAAUACAAAAAAAAAAUACUACGGUAAAUCCUGCUUUAGCGGUCAGGGGAAGUUUGGGAAAGUAGUAACCCAUGAGGCUUCCUCUAUGGUUAGGGUGAAGAACAUUCCAAACAACAAGGGCAACAGUGGAAAAUACCCCUUUACAGGUUACCACUAUACAAUGGAAUGGAAUGGAAUGGAAUGUGUGGUACCGCUAACUGGAACUUUCUGGAUGACCACAGUGAUCUAGUAGGUCUACAUAGGGACAGGCAGACAGUGGCUGUAUUAUUGCUUCAUGGGCAGGGAAACAAAGCAGCUCUAGUGAACAUCAUGCCCCUCAUAUUUGCUCGCAAAAAAACUGGCGCAAGUGAACAAAUGCUUGGUCCCUGAAAGCCUCAGUAUCAUGCAACACUAUUCCCUCCACAUUAAGUCUUUUAGUUUCCAUGGAAGCUUAAUUCUAACUAUAAUCUGGAAAGUUGGCAGUCAUUGCUCUGCCAUCUGUAAAGGAUAAAAGUUCUGUAAAAAUUUGGGCCUUGUAACGUUCCUGAGUUGCCAUGAGCAAUUGUUCAGAAGCAGAGAAACUGAAUUAUACGGCAACAAUUAGCUGCACUUUGUUUUAGGAUUAUGGCAAGUGAAAGAAUUAGCUUUAAGGACAAUACCUGGUGUACAUAACCCACACAUAAAAUCACAGUUUUUAUAUCUACAGCAUUUUUUUCCCUCCCUGUUUAAUUGACUUCUGAUUCUACACUCACUGGCAUUGGGUCUCCAGACCUUCAGGCAAGAUUUGCAGCCUUAACUUGAGAUGCUGAGAAUGGAAUCCAGGAACAAACAUCAUUCUAGCUUACCACUGAGCAUCACAAAAGCUGUAUGGUUUCUUAAAACUGAAGGCAACAGUCAGUGUAUGAGCAUAGUGCGGCCUGCUGACAGCUCAGAAGCUGAGUGUGAAGAAGGCACUGAACAUAAUUUGCUGUAGUUAACGGGCAGGAUUUCAGAGGUCAUCCCCACAACUAGCAGAAGCAAAGCAAAUAGAGAUGGUCAAUGCAUGGUUUUCUGAGAGAGUUCAUCCCAUACCAGUGUGCAAAGAGGGGGCCAAGCAGCACGGUGACGCUUGUUCUUGUCCCAGCCACCAGGCCGCACGGGCAGAGAGCACUAACCCCACACCCCCAACCAGGAAGAUAUCUGCUUCUGAGUUUGACAGGCCCCUUAGGCCUAUUGUUGUCAAGGAUUGUGUUGGAACCGUGAGUUUCUUGUCGGACUCCGAAAAGAAGGAGCAGAUGCCUCUCCAUCCCCGGACGCUUGGGAGCGAUGCAGGGGAUCAGUGCUCAAGGCUCUUAGAAUUGGUGAAGGACAUUUCUAGUCACUUGGAUGUCACAGCCCUUUGCCACAAAAUUUUCUUGCACAUCCACGAACUCAUUGCCGCCGAUCGCUACUCCCUCUUUCUGGUGUGUGAAGACAGUUCCAAUGAGAAGUUUCUCAUCAGCAGGCUCUUCGACGUCGCCGAAGGUUCGACCUUGGAAGAAGCUUCAAACAAUGGUAUCCGUCUGGAGUGGAACAAAGGGAUAGUGGGACACGUGGCAGCUUUGGGGCAGCCUUUGAACAUCAAAGAUGCCUAUGAGGAUCCCCGAUUUAAUGCAGAAGUGGACCAAAUCACAGGCUAUAGGACGCAGAGCAUCCUCUGUAUGCCAAUAAAGAACCAUAGAGAAGAGGUUGUUGGUGUGGCACAAGCAAUCAACAAGAAGUCUGGUGGUGGAGGAAUAUUCACUGAGCAAGAUGAGAAGGAUUUUGCUGCAUACCUGGCUUUUUGUGGAAUUGUUCUUCACAAUGCUCAGCUGUAUGAGACGUCCCUACUGGAAAACAGACGCAACCAGGUUCUCCUCGAUCUUGCCAGCUUAAUAUUUGAAGAGCAGCAAUCUUUAGAAGUAAUUUUGAAGAAGAUAGCUGCCACCAUAAUCACCUUUAUGCAGGUGCAGAAAUGCACCAUUUUCAUAGUGGAUGAAGACAGCUCAGAUCCAUUUUCCAGCGUCUUUCACAUGGAAUCUGAGGAAUUAGAAAAUUCAAGUGAGACGCACAAAAGAAACUAUGAUACCAACCAAAUUAAUUAUAUGUAUGCUCAAUACGUGAAGAAUACCAUGGAGCCUCUUAACAUUUCAGAUAUUCGCCAAGACAAAAGAUUUCCUUGGACAAAUGAAAAUGCAGAUAGUAAAAACCAGAAUAUAGAAAGUUUGCUAUGCACGCCAAUUAAAAACGGAAAGAAGAAUAAAGUAAUAGGAGUCUGUCAACUUGCAAAUAAGAUGGAAGAAAAUUCAGGCAAAAUAAAGGCUUUCAACAGAAAUGACGAACAGUUUCUGGAAGCUUUUGUCAUCUUCUGCGGCUUGGGUAUCCAGAACACACAGAUGUAUGAAACUGUGGAAAGAGCCAUGGCAAAGCAGAUGGUGACAUUAGAGGUCCUUUCUUAUCAUGCUUCAGCUGCUGAAGAAGAAACAAGGGAACUUCAGGUAACAGCGGCUGCUGUUGUACCAUCUGCGCAAUCUCUCAAGCUCACCGACUUCUACUUCAGUGACUUUGAGCUGUCAGAUAUGGAAACCUCCCUGUGUACAAUUCGGAUGUUCACUGAUCUUAACCUUGUGCAGAAUUUCCAAAUGAAACACGAGGUCCUUUGCAGAUGGAUUUUGAGCGUGAGGAAAAAUUACCGGAAAAACGUUGCGUAUCAUAAUUGGAGGCAUGCUUUCAACACUGCCCAGUGCAUGUUUGCUGCUUUGAAGUCAGGGAAAAUCCAGAGCAAGCUUACAGACGUUGAGGUGCUUUCUUUGCUGAUCGCAGCACUGAGCCAUGACCUGGACCACAGAGGUGUGAACAACUCUUACAUACAGAGAAGUGAACACCCCCUUGCCCAGCUGUAUUGCCACUCAAUCAUGGAACAUCACCAUUUUGAUCAGUGCCUGAUGAUCCUGAACACCCCGGGCAACCAGAUUCUCAGCGGCCUUUCUGUUGAGGAAUACAAGGCUACCUUGAAAAUGAUCAAACAAGCUAUUCUGGCCACAGAUCUUGCACUGUACAUUAAGAGAAGAGGAGAGUUUUUUGACCUUCUGAGAAAGAAACAGUUUAAUCUGGAAGACCCUUAUCAAAAGGAGCUAUUUUUGGCAAUGCUGAUGACUGCGUGUGAUUUGUCAGCAAUAACAAAGCCAUGGCCUGUUCAGCAACGGAUAGCUGAACUUGUAGCUACAGAAUUCUUUGACCAAGGUGAUAAGGAGAGAAAAGAACUCAAUAUAGAACCAACAGAUUUAAUGAACCGUGAAAAGAAAAACAAAAUCCCCAGCAUGCAAGUUGGAUUCAUUGAUGCCAUCUGCUUGCAGCUCUAUGAGGCGAUGACACACGUCUCAGAAGCCUGCUAUCCUUUGCUGGAGGGCUGCAGAAAGAACCGGCAGAAAUGGCAGACAUUAGCCGAACAGCAAGAAACAAACCUGAUCAAUGGAGAAAGCAAUCAGCCCAAACGGAACUGAGAUAGCACUUCGUUGGGAAUGCUGGUUUACAAAGAAGCUAUUUAUAUAUAGGGAUUUGGAGAUACUUAAAUGUUUUGCUAGACACUGUACGAAAUAGGUGUAUAAUUUGCCACUGCUGUAUUUUAAAGAACAAGGAGACAUAUAUUUUUGCACAGCAUUCGGGAGCGUAACAUGAACGUUUUUGUGUAUGAUGUAUCAUAGUUGUAUAUUUCCAAUAUUUUGUUUAUUUGAGGGAGAACGAGGUCUGCACUUAGCAGGUCCAGUUUGCUCUGCUCAGCUUUAUAAGACGGUACAGAAGAGGAGAGUUUCUAGGACUGCUGUUUUCAGUUGUACAUAGUUGUUUAGUUUCAGUCAAUGGCCAGUACUUUAAAACGAUUACCAUAUUUAGCACCUUUUUCAUCCUUUUGUGUUGUCUGUUUCUGUAAGUGUAAAUAACCAGUGUUGCUUUUGGGAGCCUGAGAAACAUGAAGGAGCUUAGUGGUCAGUGUUCACUAUGGGAGCUGCUGAAUCCAGUAUCUCCUUUUUCCAAAGAAGGUCAGGGCUGAAGCACAGUAUCUUGAGAGAAUAUAUUGCUCCUGUGCCUUUUUCCUGCCAUGAGAGCGCUUCACCUUGAAUGAACUUGAGCUGUUAAUUACCCAGCAGUCCCAGGCUGCUGGUAAAGAUCUAUAGAUGGAACUGCCUGACAUUUCUUAGAGCAUCAUAGCUCAAAAGUGCAGUUAUCUGAAGAAGACAUCAAAGGCAAGAGAAAUGGGGAAUGGAGACAGGCGGAAGAGAGACUGUGUAGACAGUGGGGCUACCUUCAAUGAGAUGGGAUCAUCCCACAGCAAACAAGCUUCAAUGCCAUCCUGCCUACUGAAAUCGUGGAAUGGGGAACAACCUGAAGCUGGCAGCGACGUGAGUGAGUGCAGAAAACUAGGCCUGGUCCAGAACUUGAGAAUUGCUCUGCAUAUUGUAAAACUGAAUCAAAUUAAAGAGAUCAGAGCUGAGAAAUAGCCAAGGCUACUUUAAAACAACUGCUCAUAAUUGCAAAGAGGUUUUUAUGAGUGAAUUUUGGAAAGAAGAAUGCUUUUGGUUUUUCAUAAGACCAUUUGACUUGGAACAAGCAUAACCGCAGAGUAUUGAAGCAGAAAGCAGAAAUGGAAACAGCUGAGAAUACUUCAGGGAGCUUACAAAGAUAACUUUAAAGAAGUCAACGAGUAUUAGUUCAAGAAAGGAUGUAGACAAAACAAAUCUUAAAAUACCACCUCACUGCCUGCAACCAAUAAUGUUACCAUGUCAAAAAUGAGAUUUUUGUCUGGUAGUGUUUAUUUGUGGAUACAACUUUGGUUGUGCCCAGAUGUUUGUAAAGAUGAUUUUCACAUGUGUAAUACUUUUUUAGGACAAACAAGCAGCAAGCAAGCACACCUAUCAAAUAUGUUGCAUUGAUUUUUGUGCAGUUAUCUGAAAAGUUGCACUUUUGGGAUUGUCAGGGAGGGUACAACUGCCACUGUAGCUCUCAAAGUAGGAACAAGGCUUUCUGCCAAAGGAUCCAGAACAUUCCUCAACAUCCCAAAUGAUUAGGAGCUGCUUUUAUCUCUGUUUUCGGAAUAACUGGGAGAGUCACUAACCUGACUGCAAUCUGAAAACGCAGGCCCAAAACCACUUCCAUCUGUCCCGUGAAAGGGACUGUUGGCCUCACAGUUGCAGCUUUCAAAUGCAGUCAGGUCAAGAAAUUUGGCAGUGGAAACAGGUUUAUCCAUUGUUAGAUUUUUGCCACUUCUUUUUUAUAUAUAUAAUCUGGGAGAUGCUCUUCAGUUGUGUGGUAUUAAUGGUAAUGUUGGGUGGGACAUGGAGCAUGUAUAUAUGCUCACACAGGUACAAUAAUGUGCCACAUACUGAAGCUGUAAUGUUUGUUCAUUAAAAGUAUUAUCUGGCCGACUUCAUAUAUUUUCCAUAUCCAAGAUCUAAAGGCCUGCUCCAUGUUCAGAAGAAUCAUGUUUUCCAGUCCUUCUGUAAUUGUGCCACUUUUCCAUGGGAUAUAUUAUGUGGCCGGCCAUAUAUAAAAAAACCAGUUCCCUGCAUAUAGACAACUGGCACAUCAGGAGGAAGAGUAGGCCGAAAAUGUUCUCCUUGACAUGCUAGAUUUUCCGUGUGCAGGGUUUUUAAUAUUUUUUUAUGGGAGUGCAUUCAAACAUUCAGCCUCAAACACUCCAUUUUCUGCUUUGUCUCAUGCUGUUUCUGUACAUUUGGAUUGUGCGUAAGGCAGGUUCAAAUAAUCCACCAAAACAGUUGCCAUUUAGGACAGUAUAACCUUAGGAUCUGAAGUCCCAGAAAAGCAGACUCAACAUCCUUGUUCAACAUUACCCCAGAGGAUCAGUCUUUACCUUUAUAGCUUGUGACUAGAUCCUCUACACAUCAUCAUGGAGAUCAAUCUGCUUUUCCAGAGCACUAUAAGUACAGGACAGACGCAAGCACGAUACAUUGUUCCAAAAUGGGCUGCAUUGUUGAUUAGACAAUGAAAAAUUCGCUUUGCCUGGUCAUCCCAAGUCCAGGAGCAGAAAUCACACAAGCAAAUAAGUGGUAUUCCCUGUCUUUGUUUUCUUAGUCUGCAAAUGUCACAUUAAUAAUUAUAUUAUUGUCUGUGUUGUUUUUGACAUUUAUAUACCAUUGCAAUGUGUUGAAAUUAAUUACAUAAUUAAUCAUGUAGGUUUUGGCCCUGGCAAAGAGCAUGAUGAAUAACUUAGUGGAAGGCAAACUGAAGUGGAAUGGAAACAGCACUGAUUGUAAUGAGCCCAGGAUAUGAUGGAAAUUUCUGUCUCCUUCCACCACUUCUGUCGAAAGUGCCUGAUUACUCAGGUCAAGCAAAACACACUUGGCAACUCAGUGUGAAGAUGAUAAGAAAAACAGGAGCAACAUAUAUGGCAGAGAUCUCACCAAUGGCUGUAGCAUCAUAGAAUUGUAUAUGCGUUGGUAAGCUGGCGGAAAGAAACCUAUGUGGAAUAUUGUGUUUAAAAGCAUUACUAUACAAUAAUUUGUAGUAAUUUGGUAUAUAAACCAACAGUCAUAUGAAUGUAACCAGGCAAACAAUAAUAUAUCACGAUAGGCCCACCAAUACAAUAUCCCAUAAUGAUGCAUACAGCAUCCAUCAACAUACAAGGCCUAAUUUCCAUGCAUGUGGACUUUUAGUAGUUCACCUGAAUAUUUUCUUACUGAGGCUCAUGUCUCACAUGGGAGGGGGGGAAAGAUUGAUAGAGCUGGAUGACUGAAUAUCUAGCAGCAAAUUGUAGGUUUAUUGCUGGCAGGGAUCUGAACCGAAUUCACUUUUGCGCAGGGUAGAGUUAAUUUCAGUUGGGCUAUGUGUAUGCAGCCAUGUGCAAUAAAAACCACCAAACCUGAAAUGUUAGUUUAAGUGUGGGUGGUCAAGACGUGCCUUUCUGCAAAUUAGCAAGUUGGCUGAAGUCGGCGAGUGUGUUGCAGCAUUAAGUGGAUGCAACAUUUUAUAGCUAUGAGUUGGUUCAGCAAAAGACUUGUUUUCUGCUUUGUCUCGAUAACCACUGAAAAAAUGAUAUGCACGCUCACACAUGCACAGGCGAUAAAAAUAAUAAGAAACCACAUGCUUGACCUUUUUAAUAGCAGCCUGUUUGUACUAUUGAUGAUCAAUAUAAUCUCAUCAGCCAUCAGUGCCCAGGAGCACUUUGAAGUUAAGUAGGUCGCCCCAUGCUGCUGGCAGAUCAGUGCAGAGAGAGGACGGCUGAAUGGCAGUGCACAUUUCCCCAGAGUGGAACAUUUUAAUAUUGCCUGAUGGCUUUAUUUGACAUAGUAGUUCAGAAGAGACAUGUGUGAAUGCUUUUAUAUUCAAGUUUAGUUACUCUUUAUUCCAUAUGUUACACAUGUCCCUUCUGAACUACCAUGUCAAAUACAGUCCUCUAAAAUGGGUCUCUCUCUCUCUCUCUCUUCUCUCUCUCUCUCUCUCUCUCUCUCUCUCUCUCUCUCUCUCUCUCUCUCUCUCUCUCUCUCUCUCUCUCAUUGACUUGCAUGGAGAAUUCCCUAUACAGUGAUACCUCGGAAGUUGAACAAAAUCUGUUCUGGAAGUCCGUUCGACUUCCAAAACUUUCAGAAACCAAGGCACAGCUUCCGAUUGGCUGCAGGAAUCUCCUGCAGCCAAUCAGAAGCCACAGAAGUCUCGUCAGAUGUUCAGGUUCCAAAGAACAUUAAAAACCAGAACAAUCACUUCUGGUUUUUGAUCAUUUGGGAGCCAAAACGUUUGACUCCCAAGGCGUUUAAAAACCAAGGUACGACGGUACUAAAUUAUUAUCAAAAUAAUUUGCACUGCAAUCGUAUACAUACCUACUCAGAAGUUAGUCUCAUUGAAUUCAAUAGGACUUAUCCUCAGGUAAUAACAAUACUUUUAUUAUUUGUACCCUGCCCAUCUGUCUGGGUGGCCCCAGCCACUCUGAGUGACUUCUAGCUGAUAAAAAACAUAGUAAAACUUCAGACAUUAAAAACUACCCUUUACAGGGCUGCCUUCAGAUGUCUCCUAAAAAUUGUAUAGUUAUUUAUCUCCUUGACAUCUGAUAGGAGGGCUAGGGCGGGUGCCAAUACCGAGAAAGCCCUGGUUCCCUGUAACCUCAGUUCUGACAGUGAGGGAACCACCAGAAGGCCCUCUGUGUCCAGGCUACACAAUGGGGGUGGAGACAUUCCAUCAGAUAUACAGGGCCAAGGCCAUUUAAGUAAGUGUGUAUUGGGUUGUAUUCUUAACUGGGUAAUCCUGGACACAUGUUGGCACUUAGUUUAUAUAAUCAGAGUGGUUAAAGAACAGUAAGUGGAUAUUUUCCUAACCUACAACAGCUCUUCAUGGACAUAAAUUCCCACAGAGCUAAUAUAAGCAUUGCUUUUCAUCUAGUUAACAAUCUCAGUAAUGCUAAUUAUCACUAACAUGGAUUAGGUACUACACCACUGUUUUAAAUAUUGUUCUGAAGAGUGGUAUGAGGGCUUUGAUGUCCCUAAUCCUGUGCUCAACAAUUCCCAAUUAAGUUAUUCUGUGAGUGUUCCUCACAGUUAUGGAAAACAGUUUAUGUGUAACUACAGAUGAUGCAGAAUGGAGAUACUUUUUUUUUUUUAGCAGAAUGGAGAUAUUGACUUUAGAGACUCAUUGAAGCAUGCCCAUAGUAUUUGCUCCUGUGCAUAGCAUUAGAGCACAUGUAUAUGUUGUUAUGAAUGGAUCUUAAAUCUAUUUCUGGUUCUGAAAAGCUGCCAUUGAUUCAGGGAUAAUUUGUCCCCAGGACAAAUGGUGAAGAAAGACUAAAGUAAUUUAAUUAGAUGUUGGUCUCAAAAUUCUAUAGAAUCUUGUCACUCUAUGUACUGUAGGCUUAUUUUUUAAAAUGACUUGCAAAGAAAGCAGAAAUUACUUGGAAAUGUAAUAUGUUCAUACAUAAGAAAUGCAUUGGUUUUUUUAAGAACUGAACUCAAAGGCAAAAUUUGCAUUCUAUAAGUUUUUGUUGACAGGGAGGAAGUGAUUGCACAUCUAGAUUUGUGAGGUGUAGAUAUGUAUAUGAAACUGUGGGUAUGGAUGAUCCCAAAGACAAUACCCAAUGUUCUGGGUAUGUUCCAGGCAGGCACUAGCGUUUCAUUGUGACGUAACCAUUUUAUUAUGGGUGUUUACUGCCAAAGAGUAGUACUCCUCAAAAUGAUGGGCACUCAAGGGAAAGUCAUUGUGCUUCAGUGCAUAGUCCCUAUGCACAUAAACCUUUUUGAUUUCUCAGGAGUUGAAAACACUUAAUAACGUACAACUGAAAUUUGCAGUGAUUUUUUUGUGAAGAAGAAGAAUAUGUGGUGUUUGAUUUGUGAUGGUUCUUUUACAGAUGCAAAUGAGGAUGGGGAGAAAUUCAUCCAGUUUGCAUUCUGAUUGAUGUAAUUUGCACUUACCAAACCACAUUUACACUUCUCCAAAUUUUCUGAAACUUCUCAAGACCAAAAAAUAAUUGCAUUAAAAUUCUGUUUUUAAGGAAAGCUGUGCUUUAAAAUGCAUAUAUUGCCGAGAAUAAUCUGCAAUAAUGCAUUAUAUCAGAUAAAAUUGCUUGGAAUAAUAUGUACAAAAGGUAUAUAUUAGGAGAAAUGUGCAUGAAAAAAAUGUCUAAAUCUUCAGGUAUACUGUAGGCUUAAAAAAAGAAUAAUAGCAAACUGCUGCAAAAAUCAAGUGAACUGAAUUUAAGCUUGGAAAAGUGAGGGAAACCAAAACUGACAGGUUCACCCAUCGCUACAUGCAAGUAAUUAUUUGAUCUUGCAGUCAUCUAAUGCAUUUGUAGAAAGGGCCUUAAAAUCAAAGUCAUGACUUUGUUGUCAUUUCCAAAGUCUAUGCUUUAGGUUAGAGCUGCACGUUGAGGCUUUAAACAUUGAAAGAUGUCAUCAGAAUUAUUUUGAUACUGGACGUGAUGCACACUGUUUGCUACACAAUAUGGCCAUCAGAAAGUUGAUGCGAAAACUUUCCUUAAAAGAGGUCUAUUGCAGAUGACUUGUAUGAGUGCCAUGGCUUGAAAAUAACUGUUAGAAAGCAAUUCAGCUGAAUAGCUGGAUCCAAUUAACUGAAUACAAUAAGCUAUUUUAUUUGAUGGUAUAAGGUUUGUUGCAUUUCUUGCUUGUACAUAAGGUCUUACGAUUCCCAUUACAAACGCUGGACCAAAUUGUUGACUGCAGUAAAAUUCACCCAACAGUUUUGAUAAAGUCAGUCUGCCCUUCCACUCUUCCAGUGGAAUUGUAAAAAAAGUUAGAAUUUUAACUUCUCUGUAGAUACACAGGACACAGACCUGUAAGUGUUUCUUAAGAAUGUAGUGAAAACACUGUACAUAGUUUUGAAAUAUAUUACUUUUAUAUUUUAACUCUGUAGAAAUUCCUAACACGUUGUCACUCGGUGUGUUGAUAAUAUUCUGCCUUUUUGAAACAUUUGAACAAAUAUAUAUAGUUUCUGAGCACAGUAUUUUUGUACUAGGCAAAGUCAUGGAUUAUGUAUUUGGUGUUUUCUUUUAAAGUCAUAUUUAACUCUG
Messenger RNA from Zootoca vivipara (common lizard), 13865 nucleotides. It is a transcript of the gene PDE5A, whose product is annotated as phosphodiesterase 5A. Gene Ontology annotation, biological process: signal transduction. The record is from RefSeq and is a predicted model, not a curated record. Lineage: Eukaryota; Metazoa; Chordata; Lepidosauria; Squamata; Lacertidae. Gene Ontology annotation, molecular function: protein binding; 3',5'-cyclic-nucleotide phosphodiesterase activity.